GGUACAAUAAAUCUUUUCAGUCCUGUUACUUAAUUAAAAUAUCAUUUUCAAUAAAUUACUCAUAUUUUUUAUGUACUAUUUUACAGUAAUUUGUUUUACAAAGAAAUGCCACGUCUUCGUGGAAGAGCAAGAAAUAUUGGUCGACGUACUCGAAACGCUCAAUUGGUCCAUGAUCAUCGAUUGAAUAGAACAGUUGAAGAACACUUGACGGAUAAUGUGAAUUUAAGAAAUCAAGUUGCAUCUUCACGUGAAAAUGAAAAUUCAGAGCAACGCAAUCAACGUCUUCGUGCAAAUGCAUUAAGACAACGAGAGACACGCCAACGAGCGACCAACGAAAACAGAGAACGUGACCAACGGCGAAUGCAAGAUAAUCGAGCAUUGAUACGAGCAUCACUUAAUCGUCUUGCAUUUGAAUAUGACCCUGAAAUAGACUAUUCGUCACAUGCACUAAUCUUAAUCGGUAGCAUGGACAACGAGUGUCAAUAUUGUCAUGCUUUAAAGUACAAAGGUGAAUCGCCUGGUUUAUGUUGCGCAUCUGGAAAAAUUUCACUUCCACCGUUAAAUCCACCACCGGAACCUUUGAAAACAUUAUUAGCUGGAACCGCAUCUCAAUCGAAAUUGUUUUUGCGGAAAAUUCGUAAAUUCAAUUCUUGCUUUCAAAUGACAUCAUUUGGAGCAACAAAAAUUGUUCAUAAUGAGGAUGGUCGUAAUUUUGAAUCUACAUUUAAGAUUCAAGGUCAAGUGUACCACCAAAUUGGUUCAUUGCUUCCAAUGCCUAAUGUCGAUCCAAAAUUCUUACAAAUUUACUUUAUGGGCGAUGAGGAGCAACAAACUCAUACACGAUGCGUAUACAACCAUAUAGAGCAGAUGGAGGAACGAGAAAUUGUCGACAAUUUGGAAACGUUCUUGCAAAAUCAUAACCAAUUGAUACGAUUGUUCAAGACUCUUUCCAGCAGACUGCAAAACGACAACUACGCCAUUGUUAUUAAAGCAGACAAAGUGCCCUAUGGAGAGCACGCAGGCACAUAUAAUGUUCCAACUGUUAAUGAAGUUGCAGUUGUUAUGGCUGGUAACCCAUGUGAACGUCGAGAUAUUCGCAUACAACGCAGAGAUAAUACAAUACAAAUAAUUCAAGACAAUCAUCGUUCUUACGACGCACUGCAAUAUCCGUUGAUAUUUUGGGAAGGAGAAGAUGGAUAUCAUUUAAAUAUUAAACAAAGGAAUCCAACAACAGGCACAACUUAUAGAUUAUUUUAUAAUUUUUUUUAACCAAUUAUUUCUGUUUAUCUUAUAAAUAGUUUUAUUUACAGGUGAAGAACUAAUCAAGAAAGUUAGUGCGAUGAACUUCUACGCAUACCGGUUGAUGAUUCGUGAAAAUGAAGAUAAUAACAUUCUCCGAUGCAG
Molecule: messenger RNA, 1404 nt
Organism: Parasteatoda tepidariorum (common house spider)
Lineage: Eukaryota; Metazoa; Arthropoda; Arachnida; Araneae; Theridiidae
Source: RefSeq, a predicted model, not a curated record